AUGGAACGCCGAGAGGAAGUGGUGAUGCUCGCGUCCGGAGAGGGGGGGCGUCUGGCGACAAGCUUGGCCGGAGAGGCGCAGGGGAAGCCGGGACACAGAGGCUGCGUGAGCCCCUACUCGUCCAGGGACACGUCCGAGGAGAGGAUCCGGAGCGUGGGCGCGUCCUCGGCCGGGGCGGAGAUCAGCAGGCAGCCGGCCGCCGGGGAGCAGGCGCACAAAGACGGCAGCAGCUCGGACCCUGAGUCGGACUUCUACGAGGAGAUAGACGUGAGCUGCACGCCGGAAAGCAUGGACUACCCCUCGGCUAAAGGUCCAAACGGAGACUCCCCGCACCAUCACCACGCGGAGAGCAGCUCGGAUCCGGGGAAGGCCACGCCGGGCCCGGGCUCCCUGUCCUACGCCGCGGACCAGAUUCGCAGGUACCGCACCGCCUUCACCCGGGAGCAGAUCGCGCGUCUGGAGAAGGAGUUCUACCGGGAGAAUUACGUGUCCAGGCCGCGGAGGUGCGAGCUGGCGGCCGCGCUCAACCUGCCCGAGACGACCAUCAAGGUGUGGUUCCAGAACCGGCGGAUGAAAGACAAACGGCAGCGCCUCGCCAUGACGUGGCCCCACCCCGCGGACCCGGCCUUCUACAGCUACAUGAUGAGCCACGCCGCCGCCACUGGGAACCUCCCGUACCCGUUCCCCUCGCACCUGCCCCUGCCCUACUACUCCCCGCUCACCUCCGCCCCCGCCUCCUCGCCCUUCCCCAACCCCCUGCGCUCCCUGGACGGCUUCAGGAUGCUGUCUCACCCGUACCAGCGCCCCGAGCUGCUGUGCGCCUUCAGACACCCGUCCCUGUACCCGGGCCCGCCGCACGGCCUCGGUCCCGGGGGCAGUCCGUGCUCCUGCCUCGCCUGUCAGUCCAGCAGCCUCGCCUCCAGACCGGCCCCGACGCCCGCCUCGGACUUUGCGUGUUCGCCCACGAGCAGGACUGACGCGUUUGUGACGUUCACGCCCGCCGUGCUCAGCAAAUCCUCCUCGGUGACGUUGGACCAGCGAGAGGAAGUGCCCCUCACCAGAUAA
Molecule: messenger RNA, 1065 nt
Organism: Boleophthalmus pectinirostris (great blue-spotted mudskipper)
Lineage: Eukaryota; Metazoa; Chordata; Actinopteri; Gobiiformes; Gobiidae
Gene: evx1
Product: even-skipped homeobox 1
Exons: 3
Coding region: 1-1065 (354 amino acids)
Biological process (GO): regulation of transcription by RNA polymerase II
Cellular component (GO): nucleus
Molecular function (GO): RNA polymerase II cis-regulatory region sequence-specific DNA binding; DNA-binding transcription factor activity, RNA polymerase II-specific
Source: RefSeq, a predicted model, not a curated record